GUAAACUUCCGGUUUAUCGUUUGACAAGUUUGGGAAGUGUCUCUCAUUACCCAUUAUGGCACUGACGGAAAAAUACACAGGGAAACUGACUGAAGCAUUGGUACUAGCUAGAACCCGAGCCACAGAUCUUGAAAGUGUCUGCAAACUAAACUGUUGGGGUUCUAGUAUCAAAGAUGUCAGUAUUGUCCGACAGAUGCCAAGUCUAGAAGUCUGCAGUUUAAGCGUCAAUGAAGUCGACACAUUAAGAGAUUUUGCACAUUGCCCAAACCUUCAAGAAUUGUACAUUAGAAAGAAUAAUGUAAAGAGUUUAACAGAUAUCCAAUAUCUGAAGAAGUUACCUAAACUGCGAAUGUUAUGGUUGUCUGAGAACCCAUGUGCGACAGAAAACAACUACCGUAUGACUGUUCUGAAAACUCUGCCAAACUUACAGAAACUUGAUAACAAGGCUGUGACAGAAGAUGAAAUCAACCAGGCAUUGGAUGAAGGAGAUGAUCUGCAUGCCUUACCUUUGACACCUCCUGCAACACAACCGAUCAAGUCAUUCCUGUCAGACCAACCUCUACACCAACGAGAUGUAAACCAACCUGCAUCAAAACCAACUGAAAUCCUGCAUAUUGACUCCGAGUUGGAGAAUGGUGAUGGACAUGGAGAUGCAGCAGAUGUAGUUGAGGUUGCUGCUGCGGAGACAGUAACACAACAGACAGUGCCUGGUGAUGGCCAGGGGGCUGAUAUGUCACCCGACAGUGUGGCCACAGCACAGCAGGACCCUCCGGGGACAGAUUGCCCCCCAGACAGUGUCAACACAGCAGCAGCACAGGGGGAUGCUCUGUGUGUGGAAUCCUCCAGAGACAAGGCUAAGGAGGAGGCAGUUACACUCAGCUGGGAGGAAACGAAUCGAAUUCGGGAGCAGCUAGGCCUGAAGCCAUUACCCAAAGCUAAGAUCGUCACACCAAGGUCAUCCUCUACAAGUCUCACUAAGUCCAGAAAUGCUAACAUCCUGCAGUCAGUGCUGUUACUUGUCCGAGAACUAGACAGGGACAGCCUCGAGGUCGUACACUCCACAGUCAAAACACGGAUGGAAGCAUUGUGAAGAUCGCAGCACACCAACCAUUGCCAAAUACAGGACAGUAGCCUCAACAUGUUCAACACUGUUACAAGGCAUCAAGUGUGAUACGGUCAUGAAGACUUAAUGCCUCGUUUAGAAUUUACAUAAUAGUUGACAACUUGAGACCCAAACAUACAGGAAUUGGUGGUAACCAAUUGUAUCCUGGCAUCUGAUUUUACACUUAAUAUGAGUAUCCGACCAUUUAAUAUUGUGGAGGGGGCCUGGUAUAUUUUUUGAGACAGGAUAUUUCUUUCAGUCACUGCUUCAAGACGUACAAUUUCUUCACUCUGAAAGGAGACGACAUCUAUCUUACCCAGUGAACACUUAAUUGUUUAUCCAUUAUCAUUUGGAUUUUUUUUCUCUCUCAAAUCCCAGCCCCUAACUCAAACACUCCUCCCGCUGAAUAUCAAAUGGUCUAUCCCUAAAUGCUAAAUUGUAAAAUAAUAAUAUUGUAAUGGACUCUGAUUACCAUGGUACAAGUACAGUCUACCGUCCCCCGUCCCUCACUGGUGAGAUUAUCAUAACUGAGUGCUGAGAUAGUACUUUAACACAAUACUUUAUUCUGAAAAUUCAAAACAUCAUUGAUUACUGAUUUUAAGGUGUAGUCAUAUUUCCAUUCCAAAGUGCCUCUUACUGACAUUGAAUAACUUCAGAUGUACAUUUGUCUGUCUCAGUUUCUUAGAUCUUCCAUGUAAAUUAGAAACCUUGGUGGCCAAAGAUGACAUCAUGCUGUAUAACUCCCACAUACAAUCCUUGAAGAAUAUUCAUAUUUCUGAUCAGAUUUGGGAAAAUUCAUCUCAAAACUUAAAUAUUUGUUAUCUUUGAUUUGAACUUUAGUCACACACAUGAAUAAAUGAAAACUAGCAUUUUGAAUAGGAAAUAUGUUAAUUUAUAGUAUUAUUGGUUGCAUGUUUGCAUUUAAAAUCGAUUUUGUGCUAAGGUAAUUGACACACUUUGACAGCUAGGAAAACCAUGGAGACGAUAAUAUCAAGCAAAUGUGUCGGAGUAUCAUGAAGUCAAAUUUUUAUCAUGUCUAUUAAUUUAUCCACAGGAACAUGAUGGUGGUUAUAAUUCUGUUUAUAAUGAAUGUUAAGACUAAAUUUAUUUGCAAUGAUAUGGAUGUAGUUGGCAAAACAUUUCACUUUAAUGGUUUGUGGAUUUUAGCUUGGAUCCAUCAAAUAAAAAUGGAUCUGAAAAUAAUUUUGUUACUCUCAGAGGUUUGUUUACUUGGUAAGAAAUUGUUUUGGUCAGUGCAGGAUGUUAUAUAUUUGCAUACAUGGCACACAAUGCAUUUGAUUCAUUGUUAUUUAAGAAGUUAGUAGCUGCUUUGAUUUGUGUAUUACGUUCAUAGUUGUAGUUUUGUGCAUUGUAUAUGUUGAGUAUCUCUCAGUUUCCUGUUUGUGAGAAUGUGAUAGUGUUUAGUAUUUAUGAAGUAUAUCAACUUGUGUGUUGCUUUCAUUUCUUCGUCCAAUUUGCUCAGUCUGCAGGGGUCAAGGCUCUGUGAAUCAAGAAUAGCUUUAAUACACCAGAUAUCGAUCUUUGUAAAGGUGUAGCUUGUACAUACGACCGAUGUGUUGUAAAUACUUCAAUCAGUUGAUAUAUCAACAGACAGGCUUAACAAUAUUAUCAAAAGUACUUUUGUUUACUUGAUAGAAAACAAAGAAUCGCGGAGUGAACGUGUCCUUUGAAAUAUGAACAUGAUUUGUAUGUUCUUGACAUCAAUUAUUAUGAGAAGGAUAUAAUAACUCUAAAGCCUUUCAACAUGGGGAAGGUCAAGGUUAUUUUCAAUAGGUCCAUCAGUGUUUUUGUCCAAAUGUGGUCAAGAAUGGUUUGUGUUUUUUUGUGUUACUUUAUCAUAUCACAAUUCGUCAUUCAUCCUGAACCUUGUGCACAGAAGUCGGACAUAGAUAUAUGUCUUGCCAUUCAGAGAGGUGAACAUUGAUGCAUAAGCAUAGUGACUGUCCUGACCCCUGAUCUUGCAUAGUAAUCAAAUAUCCGUCCUUUGAGUGAGUGUACUUAAGUACUCAAAAAUAACCUCAAGUCUUUACUGAAGAUAUAAAGGAGCAUAUCAAUAAACAGUAUAGUUUUUACAAGCA
Molecule: messenger RNA, 3201 nt
Organism: Haliotis rufescens (red abalone)
Lineage: Eukaryota; Metazoa; Mollusca; Gastropoda; Lepetellida; Haliotidae
Exons: 6
Coding region: 56-1090 (344 amino acids)
Biological process (GO): mRNA splicing, via spliceosome
Cellular component (GO): U4/U6 x U5 tri-snRNP complex
Molecular function (GO): protein binding
Source: RefSeq, a predicted model, not a curated record